This is a messenger RNA of Lathyrus oleraceus (garden pea), 3939 nucleotides long. RefSeq lists its product as uncharacterized. Lineage: Eukaryota; Viridiplantae; Streptophyta; Magnoliopsida; Fabales; Fabaceae. Gene Ontology annotation, molecular function: RNA-DNA hybrid ribonuclease activity; nucleic acid binding. Gene Ontology annotation, biological process: DNA integration. The annotation marks the transcript as partial. The transcript is spliced from 8 exons. The record is from RefSeq and is a predicted model, not a curated record.
AUGGCAGAUCAGGAGCAUGAAUUGGAGCGAGUGAGCUCAGAGCUCGAAGACCUGCGUGGAAACAUGGGGCAGGUCAUGGAGAUAUUACAGGUCAUCAGGGCAAAGCUAGACACCCAAACAACGGUUGUUUCUGAAAUCGCCGGUCCAUCGAUUGAACCCCAACCUGCGAGGGCGGUACCAACAACCUGGCCAACCUAUGGUUUACCUCCUGGUUUCACGCCUACAGUUGAAGGUGCACCUGGUUUUGCACCACCUGCUCAGCAGACAGCUCCUCUACCGACCAUCAAUGAAAACCAUCCAGUGAAUGUGGAAGAUGUUAAAACUCCGUUGCUAGCGCUUCAUGCAGGAUUGGUGAGGGCUAGAUUGAUUGAUACUUGUCACGAUAGUUGUGAGGAAUGUGCCAUUCAGCCAAAGGGAUGUAAAGUAGUACAAAAGGAUAUUCAGAACUUGACGGAUCAAGGCGUUUUGCAAAUUUGUGGUCCAACAACGAAUGAGGAAGUUUCGGUCAUUGAACCUGUUUUUAACAUACCAGAACCGUUUGAGGUGACUUAUCACAGAAGAGACGUUGUUCAUCCGUCACCCGUGGUAGUUUGUAUGCCUACCCCAUUUCCUUUUGAAAGUACCAAGGCGGUACCCUGGAAGUACGACAUAACAAUGGUGGAUGGGUUGGUAGAUGGAAAACCCAAAAUUGUUGAAAGUAAGGAAGUUUUGGAGAAUGUUGACACCGACAUCACCAAUAUCGCAGGAACAAGCAGGAUGACCCGCAGUGGUCGGAUUUAUACUCCCAAUGUUAAUGUCAACCCUCAAGAGCCAACAAGGGGAACUGCAAAUGUAAAUCCUACCCCAGAACAGGGAGGGGCACAGUCGGCUGUGCAAACAGAUGAAGCAAGUUCAGAGUUGAAACCUAGUGCGCUUGUGGUGAAAGCCUUUGAUGGCUCUCGAAGGACAGUAGUUGGGGAGGUAGAGUUACCGAUACAGAUUGGACCGCAUGCAAGCAUCAAGGAAAGAUUGAUCAAGUUGCUACAUGAAUAUGUAGAUGUAUUUGCUUGGUCGUAUCAGGAUAUGCCAGGUUUAGAUACUGACAUUGUUGUCCACAAGCUACCACUACAGCCAGAUUGUCCGCCAGUGAAGCAGAAGCUCCGAAGAGCAAGACCUGACAUGGCUCUAAAGAUUUGUGACGAGGUGAAACGUCAAUUUGAUGCCGGUUUUCUAGCAGUUGCAAAGUACCCUCAAUGGGUAGCUAACAUAGUACCUGUACCCAAAAAGGAUGGCAAGGUCAGGAUGUGUGUUGAUUAUAGGGAUCUAAACAAAGCUAGUCCAAAGGACGAUUUCCCCCUGCCACAUAUUGACACUCUGGUAGACAACACUGCUAAGUUCGCAGUCUUCUCCUUUAUGGACAGAUUCUCGGGUUACAAUCAAAUUAAGAUGGAUCCAGAAGACAUGGAAAAGACCACAUUCAUCACCCCUUGGGGAACAUUUUGCUACAAGGUAAUGCCAUUCGGUCUCAAAAAUGCUGGGGCAACUUACCAAAGAGCAAUGGUCACCCUUUUCCAUGAUAUGAUGCAUAAGGAAAUUGAGGUUUAUGUGGAUGAUAUGAUUGCAAAAUCUCAAAGUGAAGAGGAUCACAUAGACCACUUGCAAAAGCUAUUUGAGCAUCUUCGGAAAUUUCGACUACGACUAAAUCCUGCUAAAUGCACCUUCGGUGUCCGAUCCGGAAAGUUGCUUGGUUUCAUUGUUAGCCAACGAGGAAUUGAGGUAGAUCCUGACAAAGUCCGAGCUAUACAAGAGAUGCCUGCUCCACGCACCGAGCGAGAGGUUAGAGGCUUCCUGGGGCGUUUGAAUUAUAUCUCAAGGUUUAUCUCACAUAUGACGGCCACAUGUGAGCCUAUCUUCAAAUUGCUUCGAAAAGAUCAAGCAGUUGAAUGGAAUUCUGACUGCCAAAUGGCUUUUGAGAGAAUCGGACAGUACCUACAAGAGCCCCCUAUUCUAAUUCCACCUGUUCAAGGGAGACCACUGUUUAUGUACUUAACCGUGCUUGAAAAGUCAAUGGGAUGUGUGUUGGGACAACAUGACGAAACCGGUCGAAAGGAACAUGCUAUCUACUAUCUAAGUAAGAGAUUUACCGAUUGUGAAACCCGAUACUCACUCUUGGAGAAAACUUGUUGCGCUUUAGCAUGGGCCGCUCGUCGUCUAAGACAAUACAUGAUUUGCCACACUACUUUGUUGAUCUCAAAAAUGGAUCCAAUAAAGUACAUCUUUGAAAAGCCUGCUUUGACUGGAAGACUCGCCCGUUGGCAGAUGUUACUAUCUGAGUACGACAUCCAAUAUGUGUCUCAGAAAGCCAUCAAAGGAAGUGUGUUGUCUGAUUACUUGGCAAACCAGCCCGUUGAAGAUUACCAGUCGUUGAAGUUUGACUUCCCGGAUGAAGACAUCAUGGUAGUGAAAGACUGUGAAAUCCCAGGACUUGAUGAAGGACCUGAACCCGGAUCUCGGUGGAAGCUCAUGUUUGAUGCAAGGUUGUGUUUUGAUUGCACGAACAAUAUAGCAGAAUAUGAGGCGUGCAUCCUAGGCAUUGAAGCAGCAAUUGAUCUCCGAAUCAAAAUCCUCGAAGUAUGUGGAGACUCAGCCUUGGUGAUAUACCAAGUCAAGGGCGAAUGGGAAACCCGUGAUACCAAGUUGAUCCCAUAUCGUGCCUAUGUCAUGGAAUUAAUAAAAUACUUUGACGAAAUCACUUUCCGUCAUAUCCCGAGAACUGAGAAUCAAAUUGCUGAUGCUUUGGCUAUGUUGGCUUCAAUGUACCAAGUUAGAUUCCAUAAUGAGGCACCUCUCAUUCAAAUUGAGCGGAAAGUUGAGCCUGCCUACUGCCAGUCAGUUGAAGAGGAAGCCGAUGGUAAACCCUGGUUUCACGAAAUCAAGUGCUUUUUGCAAAAUCAAGAAUAUCCAACGGAUGCCACAACCCUUGACAAGAAAACAUUGAGGAAGUUAGCAUCUAAAUUCUUCUUAAGCAAUGGUGUGUUGUACAAGAGAAAUCACGACAUGAUUCUGCUCAGAUGCGUGGAUGGACGUGAAGCAGACCUGUUGAUCAAGGAGGUUCAUGAAGGAUCCUUUGGAACUCAUGCCAAUGGGCAUGCCAUGGCCAAGAAGAUUUUGAGAGCUGGUUAUUACUGGUUGACCAUGGAAUCCGACUGCUUCAGUUAUCCUUUCUCAAUGUGGGGCAUCGACAUGAUUGGCGCCAUCGAGCCUAAAGCUUCCAAUGGUCACCGCUUCAUCCUGGUUGCCAUUGAUUACUUUACCAAAUGGGUGGAAGCCGCCUCUUAUGCUAAUGUGACAAAACAAGUGGUUGCACGGUUUCUCAAGAAAGAGAUCAUUUGCCGUUAUGGAAUUCCAAGCCGGAUCAUCACAGAUAAUGGGACGAAUCUGAACAAUAAGACCAUGAAAGAAUUAUGCGAGAGCUUUAAGAUUGAGCACCAUAACUCUUCACCAUAUCGUCCAAAGAUGAAUGGCGCUGUUGAAGCCGCUAACAAAAACAUCAAGAAGAUUUUGGUAUAUGGGACGGAAGCAGUUCUCCCAAUUGAAGUGGAGAUACCUUCAAUGAGAAUCUUGAUGGAAACCAAGUUAGAAGAGGCUGAGUGGAUUCAAAAUAGAUUUGAUCAGUUGAACCUCAUAGAUGAGAAGCGAUUGACUUCUUUGUGCCAUGGACAAUUAUACCAGAAACGGCUUAAAAGGGCUUUUGACAAGAAAGUACGUGUUCGGGAAUUCAGAGAAGGAGACUUCGUGCUUAAGAAGAUCUUGCCAAUACACAAGGAUUCACGUGGGAAGUGGACUCCCAAUUAUGAAGGCCCAUAUAUUGUGAAGAAAGUUUUAUCAGGUGGCGCAUUGAUACUUACAACUAUGGAUGGUGAAGAGUUCACUCAUCUUGUGAACGCAGAUGCAGUCAAG